This is a messenger RNA of Pelmatolapia mariae (spotted tilapia), 1916 nucleotides long. It is a transcript of the gene arr3b, whose product is annotated as arrestin 3b, retinal (X-arrestin). Lineage: Eukaryota; Metazoa; Chordata; Actinopteri; Cichliformes; Cichlidae. The transcript is spliced from 16 exons. Gene Ontology annotation, molecular function: G protein-coupled receptor binding. The record is from RefSeq and is a predicted model, not a curated record. The coding region runs from base 112 to 1191 and encodes 359 amino acids. Gene Ontology annotation, biological process: G protein-coupled receptor internalization; visual perception; signal transduction.
CCGUGAUUGGCAGGCACUUACACUAUCAACAGUGAAGGAUUAGAGAGCACAGCAGAGACGACUCACUGACAGAACCGAGGGCACGAGUGGACCUAAAACUUUGCCAUCAACAUGUCCAAAGUAUUUAAGAAGACCAGUGGGAAUGGAACUAUUGCCUUGUACUUGGGGAAAAGGGACUUUGUGGACAAUGUGGAUUCAGUGGAAAUAGUUGAAGGGGUAGUUAAAGUGGAUCCUUCUGGUCUUAACGACAGAAAAGUGUAUGUCUAUCUUGCUUGUGCCUUCCGCUAUGGAAGUGAUGACUUGGAUGUCAUCGGACUGUCCUUCAGAAGGGACAUCUGGCUACAUCGCGUUCAGGUGUAUCCACCUACGGGUGGCAGCGAAGCUAAAUCCCCAAUGAUGGAAUCCCUCUUGAAAAAAGUUGGAGAGCAGGGGCACGCCUUUUCCUUCCAGAUGCCACCAAAUCUUCCAUGCUCAGUUUCCUUACAGCCUGGGCCAAAUGAUUCCGGCAAGGCUUGCGGUGUGGACUUUGAGAUUAAAGCAUACAUUGCCAACGCACCUGACAAUCCAGAUGAAGUCAUUGAAAAAAAGGAUACUUGUCGUCUGAUGAUUCGUAAAAUACAGUUCGCCCCAGCUAACAACAAGGCCGGAGCCAAGGCUGAUAUAGCCAAGCAGUUUAUGAUGAGUGACAAACCAGUGCACUUGGAGGCUUCCCUUGAAAAAGAGGUUUAUUACCAUGGAGAUCCAAUAACCGUUAAAGUGCAAAUCAACAAUGAAACCAACAAGACUGUGAAGAAAAUCAAAAUCUCAGUUGGCCAGCUCACAAGUGUGGUCCUCUACUCAUCUGACACUUACGUCAAGGAAGUCUGUGCUCAAGAGUUUGGAGAGACAGUAAAUGCCAACUCUACAUUUGAGAAGUCCUUCCAAGUAACCCCCCUACUUGCCAACAACAAAGAAAAGCGAGGUCUUGCAGUCGAUGGACGUCUAAAAGAUGAGGACACCAACUUAGCAUCCACAACGCUGAGUCAAGGAGAGAAGGAGAUGCAGGGAAUUAUUAUCUCCUACAAAGUCAAGGUCACUCUUACAGUUUCGAGUGGAGGCUUGCUGGGUGGUUUUACAGGAAGUGAUGUUGUCGUGGAACUUCCUGUGACACUGAUGUCCCCAAAGCCUGCAGGUGAGUUCUGUAUUGUGUGAACUGCUAGUGCCAACUAAAUUACCAUUAAAAUACUUCCUGAAAUAUCACUAAAAUUAGACAGUAGCUUUCUGUAACUGAUCUUACUGUCAUCUAUAUGCCAUGCUCUCCCCUUUACUGCGUGCCAUUACUGUGUACUGAGCAGAAGUGUAAGUAUAAAGUAUAAAAUAGUCUCUAUAAAAAGACGUGUAUUCACCUGUGGCAGUGAUAAUUGUAUAUGAUGUUCACUUUUGUUUCUCAUGAACAAUUAUGUGUUUUAUGAACCACAGCAAAUUGGAUUAAAUGCCUCUUUAGUUCAGGUCAGAUAUCACAGUUAACACCACGGAUGGUUGAAGCAGCCAGUCAAGGAAAAUCAUCUCUCAUGCAGAGAACACAGAACACAAGGGAACUCAUUGUCAGCAAAGAAAAGCACAAAAUGCUCAAAUUUCCCCUGUAUAUAUUCAAUUCUAUUAUAAAUAACUAUGAGAACUCAAUUACUGAGGGUCAGAAGUCUGUGUGAAAUUUCUGUGCGUGACAUCAUAGCACUGUAUAGAAUCCAACAGAUGUGUCCCACAAUAGAGUAGACCUUUCAAUACGUGUCAUUGGUAAUGAGGAUGCAGAGCUUGAUUUAACGUAAUCUUUAUUUUUAUGUCAUUAGAAAUUACAUGUUGAAAAAUGGUGAUUGAAUGAAAUGAGUGGAUAUUCUAAAAACACAAAUGUGACACUCUGUUAAGACAAUUAAGAGAAU